Molecule: messenger RNA, 2055 nt
Organism: Babesia microti strain RI
Lineage: Eukaryota; Apicomplexa; Aconoidasida; Piroplasmida; Babesiidae
Product: conserved Plasmodium membrane protein, unknown function
Exons: 6
Coding region: 1-2055 (684 amino acids)
Source: RefSeq, a predicted model, not a curated record
AUGGAGUAUAUACUCAAUGAAGACGGAUUGAGCACAUUGGAAUUGCUUAAGAAAAUCGCAAUUAAACGGAGAAAUAUUCAAAUAAACUUAAACAAUUCAAUUUUCUCCUUAGAUGCCCUUAUUACAAUUUCUGGCAUAGAGAUUAAUACCGAUUGUAACAAGUUUUCAUUCCCGAUAAUAGGAGAUAACUAUUGGCUUUGCCACCUGUCGUUAUUACAACAAUUGAAUGCAGUGCAAAAUUUAGAAAAUCUCUUGGCCAUUCUUGCCAAAAGGCAUUUUACAUUCGGAGAAAAUGACAAAGCAGAGAUUGUUGCUCAUGAACUAUCGAAAAAAUUCAAGCUUUUACCGAAGAUUUCUCAAUUCCAAGCAUUUAAGGUCCUGAUUAAAUACUUCAACAACUACCUAUUGCAACUUGAUAUACCACUAUGUCACGACUACAUGAUAACACAUGUAUUAGUCCAAUUCUUGAAAAUGGCCGAAGAUGAUGAAUUAUUGGCAAAAAAUUUGCCAAAUCCACAGGAAUUCAUUUUGGAUCUAAUUUGUUCAUGGCGUGCUGUGUUGUAUGAUGCCAACAGUUGGCAAAUGGGAUAUAAAACAAUCCACACCGCUACAAGUGGUUUGCACAAAAUUGUAACAGUAAUUGAUGCCUUUGUCGCCGCAAUGAGGGACCACCAUACAAGUUUCAAGUUCAUUUUGAACCCAGAUUUAUUUGCCAAAUAUUCAUCAGGUACAGAUGAUUGCACAAACAACGAUUCUAAGAAACACGUAUUGGUGCUACUGCUUUACUUUGUGGCUAAAUACUACGCACUUCCUAUCAAUCGAGCCCGUGACAUAUCUCACUUACGCACAUUGCAUAAAUUGCCUUGGCUAACUGGACUAAAUAUAUGCAUAACAGAUUCACUACUAAACAAGCAUAUGAUAUACUUUUAUCAAUCUGCGCUGUUUGAGUGUCUCCCUGAAUUCUUCGCCCUUUCAUACCACUCAAAAUUGCACCAUUUACACCCAAUAUCUAUAGAUUUAGACAAGCUGUACACUGAUAUGAAUAAUUUGUGUCACAAAAUAUCUUCCAAUGGAAUACUUAUUGACACAAACGAAUUACAUCAAAUCUAUUGCGCAGAACCGCUUGCAUCUGUGUCCUGUGCGAUAGAUUACUUGAUUCAGAAAUUUAUCUCCCGAGACAAUAUUGACGACAAUUACAUUGGCCUUUGCCAAAACCCCAUGAACUUGCUUCAGCGCAUGAGAGAAACUAGCAUCUGCGCCUUCCUUUCCCUAGGUCUCCUACAAAGAAUGCUAAAGGUGCUGCUUUGUCGACUGAACGAUUAUUUGUCUAGAGGAUUACCGCAAUCAAACAACCCAGUAUCGCACACUAUCCGGCAAAACGUAUCGCACCAAAACGAAUGCGCCGUUACUACGUACCUGGCAGACAUUGCUGCCAAGCACGUGCGCAACAAAUGCAGCCAUUGUAGGGACAUAGGGGCCAAAAUGGGCAUUUUUAUAAACGAAUUAGGCACAAUUGGCAUAAGUAAUGUGCUUGCUUUUGGAUUUGAUCAAAUACUCAUUAGUGACUGCGUAGUUAGGAGCGCGUGGCCCGAAAAACUAUUGGAGAUCGUAAUGCAAAUGCUGGCAAAAAAGGUCAAAUCCAUUGGACAGUGCAAUGUUUCAGGUAUUUCUAGCAUUGUUUUCUGCUUCAAAAUUGCCGUUGCACUUGUACUUGUGGUGGACUGCGUCAAAUGUACAACUACAUGUUCUGAUAAGGACGAGUCUAAAAAGUAUUUGUUUUACUGCGCAGAGACACUGAAUAUUUACUUUCUGGAAUCGCUAAAGACAGCAUUAACUAUGAGCUUGGCGCAUAAUUCGUUUGUUGUAAGCGCUGCAGGGCCAAUUUCGCGAAUCUACUACAAAUUUCCUAAACUAGCCCCAAUUGCAAGCAUUGUAAUUACUCACCACAUACCAAGCGUCCCACUUGAUCAGGAAAUGUUGUUAAAGGCGCUGAAUGACCUAUCACUAUCGCUAACUGCGAUUAUACAGGCUAAUGCCACCACCCUACUGCAGUGA